AUGAUAACCGAUAACGAUUUGGGAUUCAUUGCCAACUUCCUUGGCAUAUUCAUAUUUGGUCUGGUAAUUGCUUAUCACUAUGUGUUGGCCGACCCGAAAUAUGAAGGGAAUUAAAGGGUAUUUUAGCAAGAUGAGUGAUGGAAUGUAGUUGUAGAGAUGUUAUGAGAUGAUCAAGAAUUAUAUAUAUGACAUAUAUGACAUUGAGACGGUGAAAUUAUGAUAUUAAAACUUUGGUAGUUUUUUUUUUCUCAA
Molecule: messenger RNA, 252 nt
Organism: Helianthus annuus (common sunflower)
Lineage: Eukaryota; Viridiplantae; Streptophyta; Magnoliopsida; Asterales; Asteraceae
Product: dolichyl-diphosphooligosaccharide--protein glycosyltransferase subunit 4A
Exons: 1
Coding region: 1-114 (37 amino acids)
Source: RefSeq, a predicted model, not a curated record